AUGUCGAAAGGUGAAAAACUGUCAGCAGAAGCAGAGGAGAAGCUGAAUAAACGAGAUGGCAUACUUUCCACUCUGUUUGGGUAUGACAGUCCUCGUCCAAUUCAUAGGACGUCUAAUAAGUCCCAGCGCAUGGAGGAGGCGGCCGAGCUGUAUUCAGCCGCAGGGAAUGCAUUCCGUCUGGAGAAUAACGCAGAAGCAUCAGGAAAGGCAUACACUCAAGCGGGUGUCCUCUUUGAAAAGUUGAAUCGAGGCUUUGAUGCUGCCGAUCGUUACGUAACGGCCAGUUCUUCUCUAAGAAAAUUACCCUGUCAAAUCAAUGCAUAUAGCACUGCAAAGAGAUGCCUACUCAACGUGGCCACCAUCUCCGCCAAUUUUGAGGACUAUCCCAAAGCUAUCGAAAUCUACGAGAAGGUCAGUCACCAAUUUGACUCGCAGUAUGCCCGAGAAACGGCGAAUGAUGCCCUACUGAAAUACGGUGCCCCGGAAUACGCAUUCAAAGCAUGUUUGUGCCACCUGUGUUUUGGGGAUAUCACCAACGCCCGCAUUGCCUGCGACCGACUGGCCCUCGAUGUGCCUGCCUUCUGUGAUACGCGGGAUUAUACUCUCCUCUGUGCUCUUAUGGAGGCCGUGGAUCAGGAGGACGAAGAGGGGUUCGGGGAUGCCAUCGCAGAAUACGACAAAAUCAAAAGAGUUGAUCCCUGGACUACUCGACUUAUUUCCAAAUUCAAGUCCUCUGCCUUCCAAGUCGACUUGAGAUAA
This is a messenger RNA of Octopus sinensis (East Asian common octopus), 759 nucleotides long. RefSeq names its product alpha-soluble NSF attachment protein-like. Gene Ontology annotation, biological process: intracellular protein transport; SNARE complex disassembly. Gene Ontology annotation, molecular function: soluble NSF attachment protein activity; syntaxin binding. The record is from RefSeq and is a predicted model, not a curated record. The transcript is spliced from 2 exons. Gene Ontology annotation, cellular component: SNARE complex; vacuolar membrane. Lineage: Eukaryota; Metazoa; Mollusca; Cephalopoda; Octopoda; Octopodidae. Bases 1 to 759 code for a protein of 252 amino acids.